AUGCCGAGCAUGAAGUCAAUCCUGUGUGCGGUAGCGGUGGGAUGUGUCGCAAGCACCAUGGCGCUGCCUGCGGCGCCAAAGUACACAUAUACUGCCUACGAGAAGAGGGCCUAUGAGUACGGACAGCAGGCACGCAAGCUGAUGCUCGAGCGGAGACAAAACCCCGCCACGGGCCUGCCGGACGGCUUGACCGACGUUGAUAUUCUCGAAUUGUACGGUCCCUCUCCUCUUCUCCCCUGCUCUCUUCUCUACCCUCCUCUCUACUCUCCCAACCUCACAAUCCUUCAAGCAGAAGCUAACAGACCACGCAGCGCUCUCACGCUCGAGAACCUCGAGACUGCGUUCUACCAGCAGGGCUUCGCCAAGUUCCAGGACACCGACUUUGCAGCGCUGGGCCUGGCGCCGGCUGAGAUCACCAACUUGAAGUCGAUUGGAGGCACAGAGGCUACUCAUGUCACGACCCUCAACGCUGCUAUUUCUGGCGCUGGCACAGCUCCGGUCGCGCCGUGCACCUAUAACUUUGCCCCUGCGCUUACCGAUGCUAAGACUAUGGUUGCCACCGCUGCGGUGCUGGAGAACGUCGGUGUUUCUGCCUACCUUGCAGCAGCGCCCCUCGUCAAAGCCCCCGGCAUCCUCACCGUCGCCGGCGAGAUCGUCACGGUCGAAGCCCGCCAUCAGACCUUCGUCCGCACCGCCUCCCGCACGGCCGCCAUCCCCUCCGCCUUCGACACCCCGCUCGGCAUCCGCGCCGUCUUCACCCUCGCCGCGGGCUUCAUCUCCGCCUGCCCGGCCGGCUCCAACCUGGCCAUCACGCCCUUCCCGGCCCUGACCAUGACGGCCGGCGCCGCCAUGCCCGCCUCCCCGAUCGCCGCCGGCUCCCAGGUCGCCGUCACCACCACCGCCACGGGCGGCACCUCCUGCGCCUUCGUCAACGGUGGCCUGCCCGGCGGCUCCGCCUUCACCCCCUUCACCAACGGCGCCUGCACCGUGCCCCAGAACCUGGCCGGCGUGACCUACCUCCACCUGGCGAGCUCCACGCCCCCGGAUAACAUCCUGACUGAUGCCAUCACGGUCGCAGGACCCAUGGUCAUGACCAUCACGUAG
Molecule: messenger RNA, 1104 nt
Organism: Drepanopeziza brunnea f. sp. 'multigermtubi' MB_m1
Lineage: Eukaryota; Fungi; Ascomycota; Leotiomycetes; Helotiales; Drepanopezizaceae
Source: RefSeq, a predicted model, not a curated record